This is a messenger RNA of Trichoderma virens Gv29-8, 1011 nucleotides long. RefSeq lists its product as uncharacterized. The record is from RefSeq and is a predicted model, not a curated record. The coding region runs from base 1 to 1011 and encodes 336 amino acids. NCBI's taxonomy places the organism in Eukaryota, Fungi, Ascomycota, Sordariomycetes, Hypocreales, Hypocreaceae. The transcript is spliced from 2 exons.
AUGUUGGCCGUCCGAUUUCGAGCCCCUCGACUUAUAAGUCGAGGUCUGGCGACAGUUGCUUCCGCAGCAAAAGCUGCGCCAGCUCCUGGUCUUCACUGGCCGGCUGUGGUCCGCCCAAGUGCCAACGAGAUAAAGAAUGCCCAACUUGACGAACGCAACCUUGAAAAGGCCGUGCGACACAUCCAUCAAGAUGGUCUCGUGGUGAUUGAGGAUGUCGUACCACAUGAGGAUAUUGACAACCUCAACGACAAGAUGGUCCAGGAUGCUCGUGUGCUCCAAAACAUGGGCGAUAACGGGCCGUUCAACUACAAUCAGGGAAACCUGCAGCAAGAUGCGCCUCCCGUUGCCGAGUUUUUCUACCCGUCAAUAUUCACAAAUACCUUUGCUACUCAAGUGACUUCAGCUGUCCUCGGUCCCCGACCCAAAUGGACGUUUUGUUCUGCCAACUCGGCCAUGCCUCCCCUCCCUGGCGCCUCUCCUCAGCGACAGCCGGUGCACUCGGACGCUGAUUUCGCUCACCCAGCACACCCAUUUGCUCUUGUUGUCAAUGUGCCGCUGGUAACAAUGACACCAGAGAAUGGCUCGACCGAGCUUUGGCUGGGAACACACAAGACGGACAUCUCCUUUCAAGAAGGUGCUCAUGGAGAACGAGCAAGUGGUCGAAUCAAGGAGAGCUUCCUGCGUGAGCGUGAGGCUAUUCGCCCACCCAUCCAACCCAUCGUGAAGAAAGGAUCAGUCGUGCUGCGAGACCUGAGACUAUGGCAUGCCGGGAUGCCGAACCCAUCUGAGCAGGUCCGGAUCAUGCUCGCCAUGAUCCAUUUCGCCCCAUGGUACCGGAAUCCCAUGAGGUUGCAGUUUGGAGACAACUUGAAACCAAUCUUGGAAAAUCUCGACCAGCAAGGCAAGUUGGGUCUAGAAGUUCCAGUUGAUUGGGUCAGCUCUGAGGAAGCCUUGAAGACGUAUCUGAACCGUGGUUUCGGGAACAGCUAUGACUUUAACCAGGCCCCAUGA